This is a messenger RNA of Pollicipes pollicipes, 1397 nucleotides long. Its product is annotated as ubiquitin-conjugating enzyme E2 C. The record is from RefSeq and is a predicted model, not a curated record. Bases 164 to 643 code for a protein of 159 amino acids. Lineage: Eukaryota; Metazoa; Arthropoda; Thecostraca; Pollicipedomorpha; Pollicipedidae. The transcript is spliced from 6 exons.
CAACGGCACGUCUAUCGCGCGGUUUUUAAAAAGGCUUCAAACUGAAUGGAAACGUCCGCAGAAGGUCGCAGGGUACGCGGUGCGGAUUUUGUGUCGGGAGGGGUCGCCCGAAACUGUUGCACGCGUUGUGAGAAGGAAAGGUUAGCACCACCGCCAGAUCAAAAUGAGCUACCCAACAACCAGAAGUGACCAUCACAGUGUCAGUAAAAGGCUGCAGACAGAAUUAAUGACUUUAAUGACGUCUGGUGACAAGGGCAUCUCAGCAUUCCCAGAUGGUGAUAACCUCUUCAGCUGGGUCGCCACCAUCUCUGGAGCCGCCAGCACGGUGUAUGAGGGCCUGGAGUUCAAGCUGCGGCUCGACUUCUCCAACAACUACCCGUUCUCGGCGCCGGUGGUUCGCUUCACGUCGCCCUGCUUCCACCCGAACGUCGACACGCAGGGCAACAUCUGCCUCGACAUCCUCAAGGAGAAGUGGUCGGCCUCCUACGACGUGCGCGCGCUGCUGCUCUCCAUACAGAGUCUGCUCGGAGAGCCGAACAACAACAGCCCGCUGAACGUGCAGGCGGCCGACAUGUGGAGCGACCCCACGCGCUUCCGCGAGAACGUGCUGGAGCGGUGUGCCAGCUGUGUGCGCCACCCGUGAGCCGCGACUGCCGCUCUAGGUACCAGUGGGCCAUCUCACCCCAUCCCCUCCCUCCCCCUGUUCGGUGACCCACCGACGGGGGCGAGCUCGUGAGGCCGCGGCUCCGGCCUGGCGGCAGCGGCGGCUGAGUCCAGAUUAUACCACUGCUCAGUCUACAGUGUGCUGGCGCCAACUGCGGGGGAUGACUCCACCGGGAAUCUUCGUGCUCUGAUGUAAUACUCCGCAUUGGUUUUGAUGCAGGAGCUUCGUCCGUCUUCGUUUCAUCGCUAAAUAGACCAUAUGAGUUGACGUAGUCAUCGGGCGUAACGUGUCUGUCGGCGUGGAUUUGGUUUGAGAGGCACGCAGGGCGUGUUUUUGGGUGUGGUGCUGGAGUUAAGCUUGUAACCGAUUCACGGCAUAGGUAGCUCAUGGUACAAGCGCGCUCGAAUCAAAUGCACGCGACGUCUGACAUUUGGAGAUGGGCCAGGGAACUGCAUGUGUGCAUAAAUGAACAUCUAGCGGCGAAUUUGGUUGUCGUACUUCAUUUCUUCCUAGCGCCCUACUGACGAUGCUGUGCUGCUGACUCCAAACACCGUGUUGGGCUUCGUGAAACAUUUUGUGCGCGGUCUGGUUUCUCACGGGCUCCUCGAAACAUCUUACCGCUUUUUGUAAUAGAUGCUGUCGAUCUGAAUCGGACCUCCAGCCUGCGUGCCCCACAUGUCCUGGGCCGUCUCAGCCGUCUGCUGUCUUCAAUAAACAGAGUACUGUGGGCUCA